CGGUCGGCGAUUUGAUCCUAAAAACAAAAACGACAAAGCUAUUCUUUCGUCCUACAAAAGGACAAAAUAUAUAUAAAUAUAUAGUCUACGCUCUCAAUGGAGACAGCAACACUGCCGCAUAGCAUGUGUGAUUUUUUAUUUUAUUUUUUAUUUUUUUUGAUCCACAAACACACCUCCAAAAAUUCCCAAGCAAAACAAAAUAUUUACAGAUGAUGAGUCAUGAUAAACGGACACACAACAUUAAAAAGCACGUGUGAAUCGCGGAUCUAUUUGUCAAUUUGAAAAGCGUGCAAAGAAUUUGGAGACAUCUCUCCCCAUAUUGCAACUUUCCCAUUCGUUGUGUACGUGCUUGCGCUCUCUCAGUUCUGUUUGAAGAGCAAAAUGACGUUUUGGCAUGAGAUCAUGUUGUCGUCGUCGCCCCCUAACAUUUUGGACAUGACAAAAACAAAAAGGAAGAACUGGAAGAAGCCUGUGAUCUUGUUGUUAAAUUAAAAGAGAUUACAAAUUGAAUAACAGCUACAGUCUUUAUUUGGCGCCCGAAAAAACGUUGCGUUGGGCAAGACAAUUGUGAAGGAUCUGCUUUUAUAUUUGAAUUGAAAAAGAAACGCUUCUUUUCUUCCUUUCUUUUUGAAUUUUUUUCAAAUGUGUUUAAAUGUUCGAUAUUUUGUGCAGCACUUUGUUCAUGUCGCAGUUGUUUUUGUAACAUUUUAUUUCGGAACCCAUUCAUCCAUCCAUUUUUUUGUACCGCUUCUCCUCACGCGGGUCGCAGGCGUGCUGGAGCCCAUCCCGCCUAUUUACUUCCGCAUAUGACGCGCUGCUUUUAUUUCGCUUUUUAUUUUGCACCAAUCUUGAAAAUGACCUCUAUCUUGCCAAAAAGAAAUGAAUAGCAGGUCAGAGACUUUGUUAAGCUUUUAGUUGAGUUUGGAAGAGAAACAAAAUGAAAAAAAAUCAAAAACUGUUGCAUUAGGCUGUGACGCAACAUUCGCAUGUCACGUGGAUUUCGCUUCCGUUCAACUUUAUUAAACAGAGGUCAAAGUGGAAGAAUCCUGCGAUGCAUGAAAAUUGCUUUCUAUACCUAUAUAUAUAUAUAUAUAUAUAAAUGUUUUCAUUUUAAGAAAAAAGGCUCAACUCUGCGUCUGGACGUGACGCUACUUCCGCCUCAGUCACGUGACGCCAGCCCCCGCCAAGAUGGCGUCCGCCGGCGGUUCACUGAUGGACGUGCUCUGUGAGGUUUACGAGUGUUCAGUGAACGCCACUCGACCGAGCCGAACCCCCGCGGAGGUGGCGCGCGCCAUCGUCAGCGGCGUGCGCGCGCACGAGACGGCGGGUCCCCACGGUAACGAGACGGACGCCAGCUGCUUGGCGCUGACGCUGAUCGGCCGGAUGGUUGCCAGGGCGACGGCUCCCGCUGCGCACGGCCGCGUCGCCGGCUUCUACCGGGAUGCGGUGGAGGUCCUGCUUCAGGACCUGGACGUGGUGUCUCAGAUGGUGGCCAAGUUUGGCUGCGAAGAGCAAAUGGUCAGCCACUUGGCCGCAAAGAGCGCCUCCGCCUGUGUCCUCUACCGACUGCAAGUAUCCGGGGUGGUCAGUCCCGCGUGGCAUCAGACAUGCCAGCGGGCACUCCUCAGUUCGCCCGCCGGCCCCGAACUGGACAGCGUCUUGUGGUCGCUGACCAGGGUCCUCCAGAAACUUCUCCAGGACAACCGUCAAGAACCGGUCAGGAUGCUUCUGAUGGCGUUCGACACGAGCGUCAGCGCCUCGACGUCCAGGUUCCUUCCCGCGGACCGGAGCCCCCUCGGCGCGCCAGACACCUCCUGCCUUCUGCUGGACCUUCUCGAACUUCUUACGGCGUCCGGUUCCGCGGCGCCCGCCGGCACGAGGGGUCCGAAGUUGACGUACAUCCACGCCGCUGCGUUGAUCGCCGCCGUUAGCCGUGCACCGCACUACUUUGUCAGCAAGAGGGCGGCGCUCUUGCUAAAGCGGGCGGCGCUGCGGAAGGCCGGCGAGGACUGGCUGGGGGCGUCCGGAGAGAACGCCGCCUCGGACGCCUCGGACAUCGGCGUUCUAGCCGCCGCGGUGUCGGAUGCGCUGGCGGCCGGUUGGUUGACGAGCGUCCGCGUGGAGUCGGCGCGGUUUUUCGGCGGGACGAGCGCCGCCAGAGGGGGCCCGGGAGACUCGGUGAUGCUGCGCGCCCUCGGCCUGCUCGUCAUCAAGAGCGUCCAGCAUCGCGUCGUGUCCGCCGCCGCAGGUGCCGCCGAGGCCGGUGGGCAUCUGGGCUCCCUGUGGCGUUUCCUGCGCCAGAAGGGCGUGCGGCCGACGGACACCGAUCACGACUGCGGCGUCCUCCCGCUGCUGUUCAGCGAGCAGGACGACGACAUGAUGGAGGCCGCCAAAGCCGCGCUGGUCAUCUUCCUCCAUCUCAGAGAUGACUGGCGCCAGGACGACUCCGCGCCCGUCCGAGCGUCCUGCGUCGCCGGCUGCAACCCGCACUGCCACUUCCUGUUCCUGCUCGGCGCCGUCUCGGCGGACCACCGCAUCCUGCUGGACUUCCUCAUCUCCACGGAAACCUGCUUCCUGGACUACCUGGUGCGCUACCUGCGCUACCUGAGGACCGACCGGCGGGGAUUCGCCGCCUCGUGCCGGCGGCUGGACGCCGGCGGCCGCUCUCUGGCUCCCUCCGGGGGGUGCCGCCUCGUGGACUACGAUGAUUCGGACGAAGAGGCGAGCGGAGACUCCCCGGGUUCGGAGCGGUUGCGGUCCAACGCGGGGGCGAGCGAUGACACGCUGGGUAGGGCGCUGGGCUGCCUGGUGCGACUGCGCCGCAUGCUGGCGAGGCUGCAGAACAAGAACCUUUUUCCGUACAAGGCAGACUCGCUCCUCAAACUCUUAACGCAAGUCAUACAACUGCUUAACGCCGACUGACGGACUCGGCGCUUCGUAUUAGAGGGCAAUAAUUCAUCGUUUCGUCCGCAACUGAUCAAUCAUCAAUUGUCCGAAUCCUCGCGAUUUCAGCCUCUCAACCGAAAAUAUUUUUCCGAUUUCUGCAGCCCUCCAUGUUUGCAGACUGAUUAUCUUUGUGUUGGAAAAGAAGGAUUGACAUUUGCUGAUUUUCUGACGGAUGUUACGGACCAAGCCGAGAACACGAUCAUCAUCAAUUUAUGUCAAUUUGAAAUCGUGUCCUGUUUUUCAAUACAAGUAUGGAAAUUGAAAAUGUUUUUUUCCGGUUCGUUGUUUCAUUGCACUGCGAUUGGCUGGCGACCAGUUCAGGGCGUGCCCCGCCUCCUGCCCGAUGACAGCCGGGGUAGGCUCCAGCACGCCCGCGACCCUCGUGAGGAGAAGUGGCUCAGAAAAUGGAUGGAUGGAUGUUUCAUUGCAAAAAUAAUUGUCAGAUUUAUCAAUUAUUCAAAUAA
This is a messenger RNA of Phyllopteryx taeniolatus (common seadragon), 3410 nucleotides long. RefSeq names its product lines homolog 1 (gene lins1). The coding region runs from base 1189 to 2922 and encodes 577 amino acids. NCBI's taxonomy places the organism in Eukaryota, Metazoa, Chordata, Actinopteri, Syngnathiformes, Syngnathidae. The record is from RefSeq and is a predicted model, not a curated record. The transcript is spliced from 6 exons.